Molecule: messenger RNA, 813 nt
Organism: Acanthamoeba castellanii str. Neff
Lineage: Eukaryota; Discosea; Longamoebia; Acanthamoebidae
Exons: 5
Coding region: 1-813 (270 amino acids)
Source: RefSeq, a predicted model, not a curated record
AUGAGCUAUCAGUAUCCUUCCAGUAUGAGCGGCCUUCAGGCCCCUCCCGCUGGCAGCAGCUUCCCGAUGCCCGGCCUGCAGAGUGGCCCCGUUGACGCUGCCGGCUACAGCAUCAAACCACAGAACCCCAUGAUGGGUGGCUACCCUGGCGCGCCGACUGGUCUCGCCGCAGGCGGCGCUGCUUAUCCCCCGAUGUUGCCCGGCGUGGGCGGUCCCGCGGACCCCUACGGUGCCUCCGCUGCGGGCGCCUAUCCUCCUCCCCCGGUCGGCAGUAACCUCCCGAUGGGCGGCGCCUCCUCCGCCUUCGGUGGCAACACCAACGAUCUCUACGCUCACGCCCAGCAAUACGGGCUCAGCCGAGGCGAAGUGGAUGCCGCGCUGCAAACCUACCAGGAGAUGAGCAACAUGGACCGCGGCAUGCUGGCCUCGCUCGGAUCGGGCGGCACCCUCCAGAACCUCCUCCGUCGCAUCUUUGGACAGUCGAGCACAGGCACUGGCGCAGGCGCUGGUGGCGUCGUCAACGAUCAACUUAUGGGCAAUCUCAGCCGCAUCCUAGCCAACUCGCUCUCCACUGGCCGAUUGCCAACCAUCAAAGAGUUCCUCACCCUGAUCGGCAGGAACAAGAUGCAAUAUGGAGCUCCGGGUGGCAUGGGCGCCAUGGGAACGGGCAUGGGCCAGCAACAGUACCCGCCGGGCGGCGGAAUGGGCAUGGACCAGCAACAGUACCCUCCUGGCGGCAUGGGCAUGGGCAUGGGCCAGCAACAGUACCCGCCUGGCGGCAUGGGCAUGGGCGGCGGCAUGCCCCCCUACUAA